CAUAGGCGCUCAUAAGCGCUCAUGUGUUGGUUAGCCUCUCCGGGUUCUCCCUGCACCGAGCCUCCGUUGCUUUGUGUCUCCCGGAACGAUGGUGCUUGAGACCACUGUUUUGUGACCGUCUGAUCAGCUUGGAAAUUUCAAUUCUCAAGCUGCAGGCCCACGAUGCUUCGGUUGCAUGAUUGUUCUCAUAGUCAGAAUUUACCACCCAUCCAUUGUUCGACCUGCAUAGCUCAAAGUGGAUGCCAAUGCCAAUGACCCUUCAACCUGCUGAAUCUCUAGCAUAAAAGCUCAUGUAUUCUGAUGUGCAGAUAAUCAUUUUUCGCACUCACCUAUCUUUCCAGAACCUGAACGUCAUGUACAGCAGCUCCCCAUUGCAUUGCUCUCCUAGCUCGCCGGCGACUGAGAAUCUAGGCGAGUGCUCCCCUCUCAACUUGACUGCCCUAACGCGAAAACUUGAACAGAUUGAACAAGUCCAGCAUGUACGGCCGCGGUCACAUUCAUACAACACUCAAAUUGUUUCAGGGCAUGACGAAUAUUGCGUCCGUAACGAAUACGCUCCCAUAGCUUCUGUUUUCCCAAAUUCCGGCUCGGCCUACCUCCCUCCCACUUGGAGCAACAGGGAGAUCAAGACGGUAUCAAAUGUAGCAUUGCACAACCUUUUCCAUAUUUCCAGUCGACUCCCGCUCAACGAGUGCCCUGCGAGGUUGCAGGUUGGGGAUCGCACCGUUUUUCCUUCUCGUUACGGUCCCCCAACGAGGCUCUUGUUCCGGGAAGAAUCGUCAUCACAGCUUACUUCAAGAUACGAAGGCGCUCCUGCAAUCCGCGUAUUUCCCGAUCCUGCCGACCUUCCAGUGCUGAGUCGUCAUGAUAAGGCACAGAAACUAUUGUUAUUCCAUAUUGAAUCUUCGAGACAGAAGUCCUUGCUGUAUCAUCCUGAUAUCCCACUAGAAGAAACACGGAUGCGGCGCAUUAUCAAUCCUAAUCGAAAACUAUUCUGUCCUGUUCCUUAUUGCGCUGCAGCGAUAGAACCAUACAUCGAAGAUGUUCGAGAGCAUUUGGUUUGUGAUCAUUCGCACAUCUAUUCUUUGUCGUCGAAGUUUUCUUCGGGAUACCUACGCUGCAGCUGUGGUCAUUUGAUAUGGGGAGGAGGAGAGGCUAUUGCUCUGCACACUGCCAGUAUGCAUGUCUACAGUCGAAAGGCGAUGUGUGUGCACUGUGACUGGGAAGGCAAACAAGAGACAUUCUUUUCCCACUUGAUUAUAUGUCCUGGAUUAUAUGUGAAAAAGAUCAAAAGGAAUGCUUGACUGUCAAUUGCUCUACGAUUGUUCUUCCGCACCCGAGUUUCUAGUGUGUAUUUCAGAUUCAAUCAAUCUCUCAUUUGCAUGUUGCUACAUACAUACUACAUACUUGGUUUCUAUGAUUAUCAUGGAUUUGGUAUGGAGCUCUGAGUAGCGCGCAUGAAAAUUACGUUGUAUGUAGUAUGAAACAUAUGGGUGUCCUUCUUGGACAAAAAUAAAACGUGCUUGAGAUUGCGUGAUCGCGUAC
Lentinula edodes (shiitake mushroom) is the source of this 1545-nucleotide messenger RNA. RefSeq lists its product as uncharacterized. Lineage: Eukaryota; Fungi; Basidiomycota; Agaricomycetes; Agaricales; Omphalotaceae. The coding region runs from base 291 to 1304 and encodes 337 amino acids. The transcript has 2 exons. The record is from RefSeq and is a predicted model, not a curated record.